Messenger RNA from Linum tenue, 607 nucleotides. NCBI's taxonomy places the organism in Eukaryota, Viridiplantae, Streptophyta, Magnoliopsida, Malpighiales, Linaceae. The record is from the annotation of a GenBank genome assembly.
AAUAAAAACCCUAAUUCAAAUGCAACGCCGCCCUCUCAUUCUUCCCCCUCUCAUAUUCGUUUCCUCUACACCGAGAAAGGGAAAUGGACGAGCCCUCUUCUCUGUCGAUCUAUCUCUCUCCCUCUCCUCGUUUCAGGAAGAGACGAAGAACUCGAAGAAUGGCGUCACCGCCGGCGACUGGAAGCAUGCGCUGCCGCCGAUGAUGACGGCGACGACGGCCUUAAAGUUUAAGAAAUCGACACAAAACCGAGGGGACACACCAUCUAUUCAGCCCCGUCCUCGAUCUACUCCUUCUAUUUGGAACAGAGGCGACAACGGGGAGAUCUUACCCUCUGGAAGUCGGCGGCAGCGCUGCUUGCACCAGGUCCGACGACAGAUGGUUUCGGUUUCUACGACUUAGACUAGAUUAUUGGGUGUUAGAUGCCUAGGACUAGGAUUUAGUUUUCUUUAUUAAUCUGUUUGGGUGUCCAAAUCCCAGAGUUGGGUUCGAAUUCUCUACUGGGGGUUAUCUGGCUAAAAAGCGUUUCAUUAAGAUCGAUAAAAACGUACUGGUUUUAUUAAGUUUUAAUUUGCUAAAACGAAUCCAAGGUGACCGAGGGUUAUUGCC